Messenger RNA from Tetrahymena thermophila SB210, 478 nucleotides. RefSeq lists its product as hypothetical. The record is from RefSeq and is a predicted model, not a curated record. Gene Ontology annotation, biological process: inflammatory response; positive regulation of transcription by RNA polymerase II; positive regulation of MHC class II biosynthetic process. Gene Ontology annotation, molecular function: protein binding. The transcript is spliced from 5 exons. The annotation marks the transcript as partial. Lineage: Eukaryota; Ciliophora; Oligohymenophorea; Hymenostomatida; Tetrahymenidae.
GUAUAAAAUUGGUGAUGAAGGUGCAUCAGACUUAGGUUCUGGUUUAGCAAAUUGCAUUAAUCUCUCAAAUUUGACACUUUACCUUGAUAACAAUUAAAUUGGUGCAAUGGGUGCAUCAGGCUUAGGUUCUGGUUUAGCAAAUUGCAUUAAUCUCUCAAAUUUGACACUUGAUCUUUAAAGGAAUAACAUUGGUGAUGAAGGUGUAUCAGGCUUAGGUUGUGCUUUAGCAAAUUGCAUUAAUCUCUCAAAUUUGACACUUCACCUUUAUUAGAAUAGAAUUGGUGAUAUGGGUGCAUCAGUCUUAGGUUAUGGUUUAGCAAAUUGCAUUAAUCUCUCAAAUUUGAAACUUGAUCUUAAUAACAAUUAAAUUGGUGCAUUGGGUGCAUCAGGCUUAGGUUCUGGUUUAGCAAAUUGCAUUAAUCUCUCAAAUUUGACACUUUAUCUUAGGUAAAAACAGUUUAUUUGUUUUGGAUUGUGA